Molecule: messenger RNA, 974 nt
Organism: Silurus meridionalis
Lineage: Eukaryota; Metazoa; Chordata; Actinopteri; Siluriformes; Siluridae
Product: little elongation complex subunit 1-like
Exons: 4
Coding region: 31-957 (308 amino acids)
Source: RefSeq, a predicted model, not a curated record
CAGACAAAAUCUGGAAAUCCGAGGCCUGAAAUGCAAAAUCAGCAGCAUGGAGAAAAGCUUUCGCUUAAUGGAGACCCAAAGCCCACAGCAAAGAGAACUGGAUCAGACAUGUCACCACCCAGGAAAGCUCAAAAGCCUCGACUUGAUGCUGCUUCAGCUGAUCCUGUAAACACAACACACACAACACAAUCUCUCAUCUCCAGUGCAUUAGAAACACUACAAAAGUCCUGUUCUGAUGUUUUACCUACAGACAGGAUUCAUGCACUUCUCACAGGAACAAGUGAACUUCCUGUUCUGAGAGAUGAAGAGAAACACGUCAUUUCUGAGUUUUGUGUAGAAGAGUCCUUAGCAGAGAUGUUUCUGUCUGUGAUUUUGGAGAAGAUCAAGGUGGAGAGAGGGUUUAUGGGACAUGAUCUCCUGCAGUCUCUCUGUAGGGUUUAUGUAGGCGUGUGUCAACAGAGAGGAGACUGUCACAAAGCACAUGCUCUCGUCUACAGACUCCUUAAAGAAGCUUUUUUACAGAAGACAACAUCACAGUCUUCCGGGUUCUCCCCGUCUCUGCUGGAUUAUCUCUUUCUUCCACAGGAGUGGCUCUCGUUCCUGAUCAUCCCCUCAUCUUAUGCUCGUGUCUUAUGCUCGUGUUUUUUUGUCUCGCCUCAACCCGCCCUGCACCUGUCCCGUCACGUCAGGAGCCUCAACCUGAUCUCAGCUCCUAGGGUGUCUUCAGCAAGGUCAAAGAAUCCUCCCUUCCACCACACCAGCCACAUGACUGUGCCAUCAACCUGUUGCCUGGAACCUCUUCUCCCCAUGGACGUUUGUACAAUCUGUCUGGACUGCAGGAGGCCAUGCACCAGUAUAUUCAGGAGUCUCUCUCUGCCGGGAGUAUUCACCCUUCCUCCUCCCCUGGGGCUGGGUUCUUCUUUGUGGAGAAGAAGGACAAACCCUUCGUCCACGUAAAGACUAUCAGGGACGUA